Polistes canadensis is the source of this 2760-nucleotide messenger RNA. RefSeq lists its product as uncharacterized. The record is from RefSeq and is a predicted model, not a curated record. Gene Ontology annotation, cellular component: nucleus. Lineage: Eukaryota; Metazoa; Arthropoda; Insecta; Hymenoptera; Vespidae. The transcript has 16 exons.
AUGUCCGAUAACAACCUGCUACAAACGUAUAAUUGUGAUACGCAAUACGAAGAAAACGAAGUACAAUUUUCUCGCACAGUUCCAGAUGAAGUAAUCAGUGUAUACGAGGUAUUUGUAAAAGAAGAACCUAAAGAUAAUAUUGUAACAGAGAAUGUUCAAAUUAUUCCUAGCGCACCAUCUUCGAACGAUCAUCAAUUAAUUCAAGGUGAUUUACAUAACUCAAUGAAUUUGGAUACAAAUAUUGACACUGAGGUCAUUAAAGUUGAGAGUACAGUCAGCAAACUUCUUGGAAAGGAUGCUUUAAAUUAUAAAAUUUUAGAACAAUGCAUUCCUACGAACGAUAAUAACGUUGUCGUUUACUCACAUCCGAUAACUGACGGUCCAUCUUCUUCUACGACUCGUUUAAUCGAUAAAGAUGAUAUUAGAUCAAGACUACAUUUCGUCAAACGUAUAAAACGCGAUGGGAAAACGAUCAAAAUUUGGGAAUGCGGAAUUUGUGCUAAAGAAUUUCGUCAUCAAUAUACAUUGAUGCGGCAUUUACCAACUCAUACCGACGAAAGAAAUUUUAAAUGCGAAAUUUGUGGUAAAGCUUUUCGUCAAUUGUCAACUUUAAGUCAACACAAAGCCAUUCAUAGCGACGCGAGACCGUACGUCUGUGAAUUUUGCAAAAAAACAUUUAAUAGAGUAUCUACGCUAAUCUCGCAUAGGAAAACUCAUUCUGAACACAAGCCGCACAAGUGUCAUAUAUGUGGGAAAGGAUUUCAUCAAAAAGGUAAUCUAAGAAAUCACGUUUUCACACAUACGAACGAGAGGCCAUACAAAUGCGACAUUUGCGGGAAAGGUUUUAAUCAAAUGUCGAAUUUAGUGUGUCAUAAAGUAAAGGCACACGCGCAUGCUGAAAAAAUGCAAUAUACGUGUACAAUUUGUGCCAAGGAAUUUCCAAGAAGAUUUUCAUUGAGAUCGCACGAGGAAUACAAACAUGGGAUUAAAUAUCGGCAGCCAGUUUGUCCGCUGGCCGGAUCAAAUAAUCAGAAUAUUAUUAAAAAUAAAAAUGUCAGAAUAGUACAAUUGCCCGGUGAAGAAGGGAAUAAAAUGCUGGAGAACGUUUCUUCGACAAGUAGCGAUAAUAUAAAAACAACUGAGAGAACUAAUUCUAUUGGAACUAGAAAUCUGGAUAAUAUAAAAUCUAUACAAAUACGUGUGCCUAUUGUAAAUUCUGUCAUUCAAAAAGUCGAACCCGAUGGAAAAUCACGUUUUACUAUUGAUUCUGGAUCCGAAUCUCAUCAAGGUGUAUCUACAUCAUUAGACGGUCAAUUUAUAUAUUCGGAUCAUAUCGGAGGUGAAUCACACCGUUCGUUUGAUCCAUCUACAAUUUCUUCGACCGAUGAGUAUAAUGAAUUAUUAGAUCUUGCUGUACAAGGUGGGAUACAAUUUAUUCGUGCAACUGAAGAUGGUGGUUACGAGUUAAUGACGAGUAAUGAAGCUCGCAAUCUUAUGGUGCACAAUUCGCAUGAGAUGACAAUGUUUAAUAGCGAAGAAUCGGACGCUAUCAAUGCUGUAAAUUUACAUAGCAAUAAUGAUAUAAUCAUGAGCGAUACAAAUAAUCAGAUUACGGCUUUAAAUUCUAAUUCAUCGCGGAAGCAAUUGCCGAUGGAUUCGAUUGAGAUAUUAGAGGAUAAGGAAAUCAAUAUUUUGGAAACCAGAUGUCUCGAUGAACGUUUUAUGAACGAUCAUAACUUUUUACCACAACCCAAGAUUGAUGAUUUUAUUCUUUGUUCUAAAUCUUUGGGUAUUGAUCAUAAUAGUAUCAAUAUUACGCAACACGACGCGCGCGACGAAGAUUUAGAUGUAAUGUCAAAUCAUCACGAUUUUGUGAAUAUUCUUAACCAUAAGAAUGAUAUUCCUGGAUUGUCAAGAGACACGAGUACCUCGUUUUUAUAUAAGGAUCAUUCAUCUACAUCCAUGAUAAAUAAUACCUUACCUCUCCUUAAGCCUAAUCAAAGUAUAUCAGAAGAUAUGAUUAUUAUUAACAAUACUAUAUAUGAUCAUGCAGAAUGUGAUUCAAAAAUGAAAUUACCAUUCGAUGAAAAUGAUCACAAUACUGGAAUGAUACCCUUCAAUCAUCCAGAAAUAAAAAUUCUUGAUUCAGAAAAUCAAGCUAAUACGAAGUAUACUUUGUCACCAGUUUCAAAACUUUAUCCAAAUUUUUGCUAGGUGAAAAUUUUAGGACCAAAAAAUCAUGGUCAAGAAUCAAUAGGAGCACAGUUUCAAGAUCUAAAAAUGUUCUCUCCUUACGAGGGUCUUUUAAAAAAUUCGAAAGCAUCCUUAAGUAUGCGCGAUAAUAACUUAAACAAUGUGCGUAAAAAGGAAGUAAAAAUACUUGGAAAAAAAUUUGAAAUAGAUGUAAUCAGUGGAGAAAAUGACGGCGUUAUGAAAUUUAUGGAAAACCGAAAAUUUAAAUUGGAUAAGAAUCAAGACACUUGCAAUCGCGUAGACAAUGGAUUGAUGUCUCCAUCAUCGGUAGAUAGGCCGGUUACGGAAAAUAUUGAUCAAAACUGCUUCUCUCUUCAAGUUUGCAGUCCGCGCAGAAACAAAUUCAUGAAAUCAAAGAAUCCUCUUAUUGGUAAAGGUAGCUCAUCACCUGAUAUCCACUUCAAUGAUACGCGGGACAUUUACAACCACAACAACAGCAACAGCAACAACGUCACUAAAAACAGCAGCAGUUAUACCAAUUGUGCUCUACCAGAUUUGGAUUCCUAA